Pseudoliparis swirei is the source of this 3154-nucleotide messenger RNA. RefSeq names its product carboxypeptidase X (M14 family), member 2 (gene cpxm2). The coding region runs from base 403 to 2622 and encodes 739 amino acids. Gene Ontology annotation, biological process: proteolysis. The record is from RefSeq and is a predicted model, not a curated record. Lineage: Eukaryota; Metazoa; Chordata; Actinopteri; Perciformes; Liparidae. Gene Ontology annotation, molecular function: metallocarboxypeptidase activity; zinc ion binding. The transcript has 14 exons.
CCACACCGAUACAAUAACUGCAAUGUGUCAGUAGCAUGGACUGCUUUAAAUCUAAAAGAUAGAAAGAAAACUUUGUUUGUUUUUAGUCACCUGCCAGCAUCAAAGAGAUAACUGGACUGUCUGUCUCCCUCUCCUCUCCUCUCCUUCUCCUCUCCUUCAUCUCCUGCUCGCUGUGCUUCUCCCUCCCUCACUGCAUUUCCCCCAGACUGAGGCGUCCAUCGACCCUCUGGCUCCGCCGCUUUCGCCAGUGACUUGGAGCGCUCAAGGAACUUUGUGAACUCUCCGCGUUGGGGUGGGAAAGGGGGAGGAAAGAGAGCAGUUGAUGGGACACAAAGCCGCAGCAGCAGCAGGCUCCUCUGGAGACGGCAUCGGGACUCACAGCCGGAGAUAAUCCCCCGGGUCAUGACAAGACAGCGCCUCAGCCUCCUGACCCCCCUGGCUCUGCUGGGACUGUUCAUGGGACUUGCAGACCUCAGCUCUGCCGGUGAGCAUGAGGAUUACUACGUGCAGGAGCUGCUGACAAGAGAGCAGCACAACCAGGUGCAAGUGCCGGAGAAGCCUGUGGCCUCGACACCUGACAGGCGUGAGCACCCCACCAAGAAAGUCCCCAAGGGAAAGGCAGGCAACGGCAGGCAGACGGGUAAAACUACCGCUGAUGCAAAAUCAGGCAACAAAAAGGCAGAGAAGAGCGCUCUGAAAACCCCAAACAGCAUCUCAGAAGGAGACGGCCAAUACAAUUCGAUAAAAGAAGAAUGCCCUCCAAUGGGACUGGAGGCAGUGAAGAUUGAUGACUUCCAGCUUCAUGCUUCAACUACAAAACGCUACGGCCUUGGAGCGCACAGAGGUCGUCUUAACAUUCAGGCUGGCCUCUAUGAAGAUGACCUUUACGAUGGGGCCUGGUGCGCCGGGAGAGAUGACCCGCUGCAGUGGUUCGAGGUGGAUGCCAGGAGGCUGACAAAGUUCACGGGGGUCAUCACACAAGGCCGAAGCUCCCUCUGGUCGAGUGAUUGGGUGACCUCGUACAAGGUCAUGGUGAGCAACGACAGCCACACCUGGAUUACACUGAAGAACGGCUCAGAGGAUUUAAUCUUCACUGGCAAUAGGGAAAAAGAGAUCCCGGUCCGGAACAUCUUCCCAGCGCCAGUGGUCGGCCGAUACAUCCGAGUCAACCCUCUGUCCUGGUUUCAGAGCGGCAGUAUCUGUAUGAGAGUGGAGAUCCUUGGCUGUCCGAUGCCAGAUCCCAAUAAUUAUUACCACAGACGCAACGAAGUCAUCACAACAGACGACUUGGACUUCAGACACCACAGCUACAAAGACAUGAGGCAGCUUAUGAAGGUGGUCAAUGACAUGUGCCCCAACAUCACCCGGAUCUAUAACAUAGGAAAGAGCCACAGUGGCCUCAAGCUCUAUGCCAUAGAGAUUUCUGACAACCCAGGAGAACAUGAAGUUGGUGAACCAGAGUUUCGUUACUCAGCAGGUUCCCAUGGUAAUGAGGUGCUGGGACGAGAGCUGCUCCUCCUGCUGAUGCAGUUCAUGUGUCUGGAGUAUCUGUCUGGCAACCAGCGGAUACGUCACCUGGUGGAAGAGACCAGAAUCCAUCUGUUGCCGUCUAUCAACCCCGAUGGGUACGAGAAGGCCUUUAAAAUGGGCUCGGAGCUCAGUGGCUGGUCUCUGGGUCGAUGGAACGGUGACGGAAUAGACAUUCACCACAACUUCCCCGACCUCAACUCCAUACUGUGGGAAGGCGAGGCCAAGAAGUGGAUCCCUCGCAAAAUGUUCAACCACCAUGUGCCGAUCCCACAGUGGUACUUGUCCAGAAAUGCCUCAGUUGCCGUGGAGACGCGGGCUCUGAUCGCAUGGAUGGAGAAGAUGCCCUUUGUGCUGGGCGGUAACAUCCAGGGAGGGGAGCUGGUGGUGACCUUCCCGUACGACAAAACCCGAUCCCAAGGGGUGACCAGGGAGCAGACCCCCACCCCGGAUGACCACGUCUUCCGCUGGCUGGCCUUCUCCUACGCGUCCACCCACCGCCUGAUGACGACCGUCAACCAAAGGGUCUGCCACACGGAAGAAUUUGCCAAGGAGGACGGCACCAUCAACGGAGCGUCCUGGCACACCGCGGCCGGCAGUAUGAACGAUUUCAGCUUUUUGCACACCAACUGCUUUGAGCUGUCGAUGUUUGUGGGCUGUGACAAGUUCCCUCACGAGAGCGAACUGCCUGAGGAGUGGGAGAACAAUCGCGAGUCUCUUCUUGUCUUCAUGGAGCAGGUGCAUCGUGGGAUCAAAGGUGUGGUGAGGGACCUGCAAGGUCGCGGAAUAGCUAAUGCCAUCGUCUCUGUGGAGGGCAUCAGUCAUGAUAUUCGCACAGCUUCCGACGGUGAUUACUGGCGCUUGCUGAACCCGGGAGAGUACAGAGUAAGAGCCAAGGCUGAAGGCUACAGCCUCAUGAGUAAGAAGUGCGAGGUGGGCUACGAGAUGGGCGCCACCAGAUGCGAUUUCACCAUCGGGCGCACUAACCUGUCACGAAUCAAAGAAAUAAUGGCAAAAUUCAACAAGCAGCCAAUCAGAUUGCCAGUCAGGCAGCUUCAAGUUCGCAGGUCCAGAGAGAGGCGCCUGGGAAGAUAAUGACUGUAUGAGGAAGAAUUAAAAACAAACAUCUGCUCUGAUCAAACUGAGGUCACCUCCCACCCUGCCGUCAGUGGAAUUAGUGUGAUUGAAAAUGUGGAUUAAUUUAAAUAGAAUGCUUUAUUUGGCUUUCUGUUUUAUUUUAGUUUGUCGUUUUCCCCCUGGCAUAAGCUCUCUCUGUUUCCACUGCUCUCAUCUCAACUUUUCUUCACAUCCACUGUAUUCCGUAAAAGACUAAGUUUAUGUUCAUGACCCCAUUUUUCAAUUUAUAUUAUUAUUAUUAUUAUUAUUAAGAUAUCUACCAUCAUUCCUUGUGACAACUAUAAAUACUAACAUAAUCUAAUCACAUAAAACUGAAAUGCAAGUUACGGAUAAGGAAUCUAAUUUUAACCACUGUAAUGAAUGGCUAUGACUUUCAUUAUGUAUAUACUUAUGUAACACAGUUAUGUAAGACAUUACAAAAAGAUUUAUUGCCAUGAACUUGUACAACCUUUGGUUUCUUAAAAAAAAUAAAAUGUGUGGACUCAGUGAC